CCAGUUGUCUGCUGAGUUUUCACUUAUCUGUGAGUAGAAGCUCCUUCUUCAAAUGUAAUCUCCAUUGUCAUCACUCUGGUUUUCAUGGGUAUGUCUUGUUUUCUUUCCUGUUAAAUCAUCAUUUCUCUUUACUUCGAUUUUCCAUUAUCAACUCCGUCUCGAGUGUUAAGUCUUUUUGUUUCUUUUGGAUAAACUCCUUGUCUGUAAAAAGAAUAAUGCAAGUAUUGAUAAACGCAAACCCUAGCCAAAAUGGCUUCAAACCCUUCUUCUCCACUCCAAUUACGCCUUUUAAUCUUCCGCCAACUAAUUUCCGAACUGGGUUUCUGCAAACCCAGAGGCCCCAACUGGGGUUUUGGAGAAGUUCUGUAAACCUAGGUAGAGAUCAAUCUGCUGUUACUAGUACUAGUACUAGUAAGACUGCUAAUCACAAUUUUGUAAAUGAAGAAGAAGAAGAAGAAGAAAAUGAUAAUGAUGGUGAGGAUUGGGAAUUGGAGUUCCUUGGGGAGCUUGACCCACUGGGAUUCCAACCUCCAAAGAAAAGGAAAAAGCUAAAAGAAUCCAAGUUGCUUCAAGGCACUGAAGGGAUGGACUGGUGUGUUAAGGCUAGGAGGAUUGCUCUUAAAAGUAUUGAAGCUAGGGGGUUGGCCAGUAGAAUGGAAGAUUUGAUUAGUGGUAAGAAUAAGAAGAAGAAGAAGAAGAAAACUACUAAAAUGGUGGGAAAUAAUGAUAAGAUUAGCAAGAAGGUCAAGGGUAUUAUAGAUGAUUUAGAGCAUGAUUCAGAGGAGGAUGUUGGGCUUGAAAAUAUUGAUGGUAGUACUCUCGAUCUUCGGAGAAAGGUGAGUAUGAUGGCUAGUGGGAUGUUUGAGGUGAAGAAGGAGAAGGCUAUGGAAGAGUUUGUUCAGAGGCUGUCUCAAUUCUCGGGGCCAUCUGAUCGUAGAAAAGAAAUCGACUUGAAUAAAGAUAUAGUUGAAGCGCAUACUGCAGAGGAAGUGUUGGAGGUUACAGCUGAGAUGAUCAUGGCUGUUGGAAAAGGGUUGAGUCCAUCACCAUUAUCCCCUCUAAAUAUUGCCACUGCACUUCAUCGAAUUGCUAAGAAUAUGGAGAAAGUUUCAAUGGUGAAAACUCGUAUGUUAGCAUUUGCCCGUCAAAGAGAGAUGUCAAUGCUUGUGGCUCUUGCAAUGACAGCAUUACCAGAUUGCUCAGCAGGUAUCUCAAAUAUCUCUUGGGCUUUGUCCAAGAUUGGAGGCGAGCUGCUUUAUUUCUCGGAAAUGGAUAGAUUUGCAGAGGUAGCAUUGACAAAAGUUGGGGAAUUAAAUUCUCAGAAUGUUGCUAAUAUUGCUGGGGCUUUUGCUACAAUGCAGCACUCUGCGCCUGAACUAUUCUCGGAACUGUCAGAAAGGGCAUCAGACAUUAUUGACACUUUCCAAGAGCAGGAGCUUGCUCAGAUGUUGUGGGCUUUUGCCUCUCUAUACGAGCCAGCUAAUCCUCUGUUCGAGUCCUUGGAUAAUGUUUUCAAGGACACAAGUCAAUUUAAAUGCUGCUCAAGCAAUAUCUCGGAUCACAAUCCUGACUUGGAAAGAGUUUUAGACUCUUCAAUUCUCAGUUUUAACAGGGAUCAGCUUGGGAAUAUAGCUUGGUCUUAUGCUGUUCUUGGGCAGUUAGACCGGCUUUUCUUUUCAAAUGUGUGGAAAACUCUGAGCAAUUUCGAGGAACAAAGAAUUUCGGAGCAAUACAGGGAAGAUAUCAUGUUUGCUUCACAGGUUCAUCUUGUGAACCAAUGCUUGAAACUUGAGUAUCCACAGCUUGAUUUAUCCCUCAAGCAUGAGCUUGAGGAGAAAAUUUCUAAUGCAGGAAAAACAAAGAGGUUUAAUCAGAAAACAACAUCAUCUUUCCAGAAAGAGGUUGCUCGUCUACUCGUUAGUACUGGCAUGGAUUGGGUGAGAGAGUACAGUGUGGAUGGGUAUACCUUGGAUGCUGUUUUGGUUGAUAAGAAGGUUGCUUUGGAGAUUGAUGGACCAACUCAUUUCUCUAGAAAUACUGGGAAACCAUUGGGACACACAAUGCUGAAACGCCGGUACAUCACUGCCGCUGGUUGGAAUAUUGUGUCAUUGUCACACCAAGAGUGGGAGGAACUGAAUGGGAGUUUUGAGCAGCUAAACUACCUAAGAGAAAUUCUAAAAGACCACCUUGGGGAAGGCAACCACAAUGAUCUGUAAUUAGUGAGGAAGAUUGAAGAGCAUCAUGGAUUAGUUAGUGAAAUUCGAAAA
Messenger RNA from Carica papaya (papaya), 2267 nucleotides. RefSeq names its product RAP domain-containing protein (gene RAP). Lineage: Eukaryota; Viridiplantae; Streptophyta; Magnoliopsida; Brassicales; Caricaceae. The record is from RefSeq and is a predicted model, not a curated record. Gene Ontology annotation, biological process: mitochondrial RNA processing; chloroplast rRNA processing; regulation of mitochondrial mRNA stability. Gene Ontology annotation, cellular component: mitochondrial matrix; chloroplast; ribonucleoprotein granule. Gene Ontology annotation, molecular function: RNA binding.